This is a messenger RNA of Papaver somniferum (opium poppy), 989 nucleotides long. RefSeq names its product E3 ubiquitin-protein ligase RHA2B-like. Lineage: Eukaryota; Viridiplantae; Streptophyta; Magnoliopsida; Ranunculales; Papaveraceae. The transcript has a single exon. Gene Ontology annotation, biological process: protein ubiquitination. The record is from RefSeq and is a predicted model, not a curated record. Gene Ontology annotation, molecular function: ubiquitin protein ligase activity. The coding region runs from base 17 to 619 and encodes 200 amino acids.
ACAGAAAUCAGAAAUCAUGGGUUUGGGUAGUACCAUAAACGAUGUAUCAUCUGCAGAUUCACUACCAUUACUUCUCAUAGCUAUAAUAGCCAAUUGUAUAUGUUAUACAAGGUCUAUACUCUUCUGGGUGUUCAAAUCAUUUGGAUACCACGUUCAAUUCUCUUUCACUGAUUAUGAUUUUGAUCAUCAUCAUGAACAUGAUUUAGUAGUUUUACACGCCAGUGAUAACCAUAGCUUAUUAAACGCUGUUGGAUUAUCAGGUGUAAAUUCAUCAUCAGCCGCAGCAGCAGCAGCAGCAUCAAGUGAUGAUGAUCUUAUUUUGAAAGAGCAAUUACUUUUAAAUUUGAAUCAUCAAGUUUAUUAUUACGAAGAUCAUCAUCAAGAAGAAGAAGGAGAUGAUGAUAGAUUACGAUGUAUUGUGUGUUUGUGUAGAUUAAGAGAUGGAGAACAUGUUCGUGAAUUAGGAUGUAAACAUAUUUUUCAUAAGGGUUGUUUAGAUGGAUGGUUAAUCGAUCAUUUCAAUUCUACAUGUCCUCUUUGUCGUUCACCAUUAGUAUUGGGUUCUCAUCAACAUCAUCAUCAUCAUCUUCAUCAACAACCAAUAAUCCCGGCCUUCUAAAUAUCACUAGACCGUCAUUGGUAUACAUGGUGGUGGAUUCAUGUUCUUCACAUAGAUUUCUUCUUCUCUUUUUUUUUUUCCUUUUGAAAGCAAGAUGGGGUAUUUUUAGCAUACACCCCUUAUUAAUUUUGCUCCUUUUUUUUUCUCCUCCCCUGUUUCUUUUCUUCAAGAGCUGAGUUAAAAGUUCUUUAUUUUCGUACGGUCUGUAAAGUUCAGCAAAAAGUUUAUAUACAAUCCUUCUAGCUUGACUCAAUGUCUCUAAUUGUGUAUGCUGUUCGGAUUUCUAAUCUGCCUGAAACUUCGGAGGUAGCUAAUUGUGAAAUCUCAGCUGAACAUAAAUGGUUAAAAGUACUGUUUUAGAUUUUUCUUA